AUGAGUAGUGAGGCGAAGAAGGUUGUGAUUGAUGAAGAGGGUGUGUUGAGAAUUAAGGGGCGCGUGUACGUUCCUCGAAUGGAUAACUUGAUUCAGACAAUUUUAGAGGAGGCCUACAGUUCUAGAUAUUCUAUUCAUCCUGGUGCUACGAAGAUGUACCGUGAUCUGAGACAAAGAUUACUGGACCAGUUUUUACCAUUGGUGGAGUUCACUUACAAUAAUAGUUAUCAUUCAAGUAUUGAUAUGGCUCCAUUCGAGGCACUUUAUGGGAGGAAGUGUAGACCACCCAUUGGGUGGUUUGAUACGUUUAAAGUAAGACCUUGGGGUACUGAUAUGUUGAGAGAAUCUCCAGAUAAGGUCAAGCUGAUUCAAGAAAAUCUUUUAGCAGCUCAGCGUAGGCAGAAAGAGUAUGCAGAUCGAAAGGUUCGGGAUCUUGAAUUUAUGGUGGGGGAACAAGUGUUGUUGAAGGCAGCAUAUGAGUUAGCUUUACCCCCAGGUUUGUUCGGUGUUCAUCUGGUGUUUCACGUCUCUAUGCUAAAAAGGUAUCAUGGUGAUGGGCCCUAUGUCAUUCGUUGGGAUUCAGUUUUGUUGGAUGAGAAUUUUUCCUAUGAGGAAGAGCCUGUUGCUAAAUUAGAUAGGGAGGUGCGUAAGUUGAGAUCGAAAGAAAUCACGACAGUUAAGGACCAGUGGAAGAAUCAUCAUGUUGAGGAAUCCACUUGGGAGACCAAGUCAGAUAUGCGUAAUAAGUAUCCCCAUCUUUUCGCUGAGUCAAGUACAUUUUUUCGUUGUUCCUUCCCUCUUGUUUGUUCAGGGACGAACGGUUAUUCAAUUGGUAUAUGA
Lycium ferocissimum is the source of this 840-nucleotide messenger RNA. RefSeq lists its product as uncharacterized. NCBI's taxonomy places the organism in Eukaryota, Viridiplantae, Streptophyta, Magnoliopsida, Solanales, Solanaceae. The transcript has 3 exons. The coding region runs from base 1 to 840 and encodes 279 amino acids. Gene Ontology annotation, molecular function: nucleic acid binding. The record is from RefSeq and is a predicted model, not a curated record.